AUGGGUUUUUGGGAUAAUGGUGCUCUAAGCACCCCAUACAUGUCCUCUUUUUGUGACGAGUCUUGCGUCUCUCACGUCCCUCUCUUUGAGAUUAGCUUUGACUCUGUAAUCUCUUCUCCUCGUCUCUCUUCUCCUAUUGUUCGAGCCGCCACCACUGAUGUCCAAUACUGUGAGAAGAAUGCAGAGUACGGAGUAAAAGUGAAAGAGGUUAAUAUAGCGCCUAAUCCUAUAGCUCGAGGCGAGCCAGCUACCUUUACCAUCUCUGCCAACACAUGGCGUGGGAUUACGGGUGGGAAGUUGGUGAUUGAAGUUACAUACUUUGGAUGGCACAUUCACUCUGAGACUCAUGACCUUUGCUCUGAGACAACUUGUUCUGUUGAAACAGGAGACUUCUUGGUUGCACACUCUCAAGUUCUUCCUGGUUACACUCCUCCUUUUGAAGCGUUAGAUGGUAGGGUUUGA
This is a messenger RNA of Brassica oleracea var. oleracea, 462 nucleotides long. Its product is annotated as phosphatidylglycerol/phosphatidylinositol transfer protein-like. The transcript is spliced from 5 exons. The record is from RefSeq and is a predicted model, not a curated record. Lineage: Eukaryota; Viridiplantae; Streptophyta; Magnoliopsida; Brassicales; Brassicaceae. Gene Ontology annotation, biological process: sterol transport. The coding region runs from base 1 to 462 and encodes 153 amino acids. Gene Ontology annotation, molecular function: sterol binding.